Messenger RNA from Musca domestica (house fly), 14391 nucleotides. Its product is annotated as transcriptional activator protein Pur-alpha. NCBI's taxonomy places the organism in Eukaryota, Metazoa, Arthropoda, Insecta, Diptera, Muscidae. Gene Ontology annotation, molecular function: purine-rich negative regulatory element binding; DNA-binding transcription factor activity, RNA polymerase II-specific; RNA polymerase II transcription regulatory region sequence-specific DNA binding. Gene Ontology annotation, biological process: regulation of transcription by RNA polymerase II. Gene Ontology annotation, cellular component: nucleus. The record is from RefSeq and is a predicted model, not a curated record. The coding region runs from base 846 to 1703 and encodes 285 amino acids. The transcript is spliced from 8 exons.
AAACGUACAAAUCAAGCCAAUAAUAAUCGUUGUAAGGACCAACGACCCAUAGAAGAAUCCUUAGUGAAGAGUGAGAGUGACACUUAUGACUUGUCAAGAACUAUUUACACACCACAUAUGGCUGGCAGGCCAGUAGCAAACAAGUCGCAUACAUAACUUGUAUAUAGAAAGCACUGGCUGGUUGCUGACUGAAUGACUGGACGACAGACAGGAAAAUAAAGCUGAUUUUUUCCUCCAACGUAUAGUAUAUGAUCCAGAAAUUCAUAUCUUCAGUGUCCAACAAAUGCCAAAUACAUAUAUAUCAGUGGAUCUUGAAACGGUGUAUAAACAUAGUGUUGAAAAAAAGUUUUAUUCAAAAGGACCACUAACUUCCUGAAACAUUCGAGCAGAACAAACGAACGAACAAACGAAUAAAGAAGGGAAAAACAAUAACAAAAAUCAGGUCACGGUACAAAUUCAAUGUCACACGUCAUGUCAGGAAAAAUUCUUCAACAGUUUUACUACUGUCACAAGAUGUAAUUUUAUUUUGCACAAAAAAAGUAAAAGUGUGGUUAAGUGUUUAGUGUGGUGUAAAGUGCGACAGUGGAGAUACAUUUGUGUUAGAACGCGCGUGUGCGACACUCACUAACUAACCGGAAACACAGAACAUACAAAAAUCGAAGAAGAAGGUUUUAGCAUAUGCUUUAAUGCCGAUCAACAUUUACUGCUGAAAUACCAAGGAUUGUGAAACUCUCUCUGCUGCUGUUGAACGGAAUCCAUUAUCUGACUAAGGAGACAAUCGUAACUGUUACGGAAAUACUAGGUGUUUUAUUUUAAACGAAGGCGAAAACAACAAAAUAAAAAACAUGUCAGAUAUUGGAAGCGGCGAUGGUGAUCUUGGGGGACCAAAAUACAAUGCCGCAGGUAGCAGCAUGGAGGGAGCUGGAAGAUGUGAUUUUGAUCCGUCGGUAAAAACUCCUCAGGGUCAAACCGAACAGGAGUUGGCCACUAAGAUGUUGCAAAUACAAUCGAAACGUUUCUAUUUAGACGUGAAACAAAAUCGUCGUGGACGUUUCAUUAAAGUGGCUGAGAUUGGAGCUGACGGUAGACGUAGUCAAGUCUAUUUAGCUUUAUCUACAGCCGCCGAAUUUCGUGAUCAUCUAUCGACAUUUAGCGACUAUUAUGCUUCUUUGGGACCACCGAAUCCCGAUAAUUUACCCGAAGAUGGUAAACUUAAAUCGGAAAUGAUGACCAAGGAUAAUAGACGUUAUUAUUUGGAUUUAAAAGAGAACGCCAGAGGACGUUUUCUAAGGGUUUCUCAAACAAUUACACGGGGUGGUCCCCGUUCUCAAAUUGCUAUACCAGCCCAGGGUAUGAUCGAAUUUCGCGAUGCUCUCACCGAUCUUUUGGAAGAAUUUGGUACCAAUGAUGGCGGAUUUAAGGGAGAUCUGCCUGAAGAACGUCACAUGAAAGUAGAUAAUAAGAAUUUCUACUUUGAUAUUGGUCAGAAUAACAGAGGCGUUUACAUGCGUAUAAGUGAGGUGAAAUCAAAUUUCCGUACAGCUAUAACUGUACCCGAAAAGUGCUGGACACGUUUUCGUGAUAUAUUCAAUGAUUAUUGUGAAAAAAUGAAAAAAUCGUCCGAAUCGCCAUCGUCAAUCACUGCCGAUAAUAACACCAUACAACAGCAACAACAGCAGCAGCAGCAGCCACAAGCCAAAUAAAUGUGCAAUGGUGGCGCAUUAAAUUAAACACAGCAAAAUAACAAAAUGCAUAAAAACAAAUAAUUGGAAGACCGGAUUAGUGACAAUUUAGAGCAAAGAAGAAACAAAACAAAAAAUAAAGGAAAAGGAUUGAAACGUAAUCAGAAGUAGUAGUGGGAAACAAUUGACAAUGUCAUUAUUACUGUUAUAAUCUAUUACAUUAGACACACUAUACACACCCACAACCACACACACACACACACACCAACAUUCAAUGCAAAACGACACACACAUACACAAGUUAACCAAAAAAUAAAUAAUAAUGAAAUCUUGUGUUAUAACUACAGAUGGAUCCAUGAAACAGUAACAGCUUCAUUUGUUAAUAAUUAUUAACAAUUGACUAUUUUUAAUAAUAAUUAUAUAGAAACAGAAAACCGAUAAAUGAUUUUAACCACUCUGUUAACAAUUAUCUUUUUAAUUUUACCACAUAUUAUAUGAAAAAAAAUAUGAAUCUAAAUAAUAAUGAUGAUAAAGAUGUUAAAUAACAUGAUGUACUACUGUUAAGCUUAACACUUCGAUAGAUAUGUGUCGUGCGUGAAUUUAGGAAUACAUCGUAAAAUGCAACCUGUAAUUAAACAAAGAAAAACAAAAAGAAACAAAAAACAAACAAACAAAAAAACCUAAUGUUCAAAUCUUAAAACGAGGCGAAACGAUGAGUAAAAAAAUACUAAAAAAACAACAAAAAGAAAUAAAGCUGAUUGGCUAUAGAUAAAUUACCUUUAGGAAUCAGACCAUUUUUAGACCGACAAACACCCCCCUCCCACUUAUAACAAAUAGGAAUACAAACACCACAUACAUACAUACUAUAAAAGAAAUAAAAAUAGCAAACCAAAUUUCACUUACCCACCUUGUAUCAAAUAUGUGUUAUUGCUCGCUAUCCUUUCAAGGCCAGCAGUACACAUUUGAGAGAAAACGAACGAAAGCAAACAAAAAAACAAUAAACAGACAUAGUUACUGCAAUUUAAACACAAAUACACACAAACACACACAUAUACACACAAUCAUGGUGAAAGUGCAUUUUAGAAAUGGGAUUUGCUGCAAAUGUCAUGGACGGUCAAACAUAAGGUUCAAGGCUUAAUGCUGAUGAUAAUGAUGAGAUCGUAAUAAGUAUAUAAAAAUAUAUAUUUUUUUCAUUUGAAAUUUUAUUUUUAUUUAGGACUCAAAAUUUUUAUUUUAAUAUUUCAUUGGAAAAAUUGUAUUCACCAGAUUUUUAAUCCCUUAUCUAAAAUGCAGUUUAGCUCUCACACCACACUUGAUAGACAUUGAAAUGCGAUUUUGAAAUAAUAUGUUGAAUACAUACGUUCCUUUGCAAACAGGAAAUAUAACUAAAUUAAAUAUCAUAAAAUGAUAAUAAAACAGGGGAUUUUUUGUUUUGUUACAUCCCUCAAUUCUCAAUUCUUGUUAAAUAAAUUAAAACAAACACACCAAUCUUUCCACUAUUAUUUUAUCUUUUAUGAUUUUUACUGUUAGAAUUGUUUUAUUUACACCACACACAUUUUAAUCAUCUUUGAUUAUGCCAAACCAGGGAUAGGAUUGCUUUGAGCGACAGUCCCCAAUAUAUUGCUUUCUGGUUUCGCCGAAAUCGAAGCUGAUCGAAAAUGUUUGUUAAAUAUAUAUUAUGUUUUGGAAUUUCUCUAUUUUCUUAGAAAACUAUUUAUUUAAAAUAAAAAAAAAUCUUACGUUUUUUUUUCUCUACUUAGUUUUAUAUACAUACAUAUUAUAACUGUAACAUAUUGUGUAAUUGUUUUUUCGUGUUUAUUUUUUUAUUAAUUAAUAAUUAUCUUAUUUAUAUAUACAUACAAAAUACAUACAUGAACACUUGUUUCAGUCUGCUGUGAUGGAUGAAUGCUUUCAUUUGCAAAACAAAACAAAAAAAAAUUAAGAAAAAUUCAAGUUAUUUAAAAAAAUGUGAUUAUGUGGAAAUCUAUAAUAUAAAUGAAAAUGUUAUUAUAUAAUAAUAAUAAACAAAUUAGUUUUAUCUUAAAUCAAUUGCAAAUGCAAAAUCAAAAUGAAUGUUUGUUUUUAUUUUAUUACGUAUAUUUUUUUUCUUUAUAAACUAAGGCAAUGAGAUAUAAUUUUUUUAUAUUUGCAAGGAGGACAAAAUUGGGUUAUAAUUUAUGUUAAUUUUUUUCAGCUACUUCACUCGGAAACAGACUUUUCAUUGUGCAGUAAGAAAACGUAAAAAAAAUAAGUGAAGGGCGGAAUAGUUUAAAAAAACGCUGAAUGCGAGUAAUAUUAGAAAUAAGAACAUGAAAUUAACCCAUUCCAAUACUACUUGACCGAGGUUAGAAGUUCCAUAGAGAAGAGAUUGAAACUUGCAAUCCCUUUCCCUCCCAAAAGUCAACGAACAAUGCUCUGUUGUUCUAUUCCUUUGUCAUCUUCAAAGGGUCUUCAAUACUCAAUAUUACUCCCCUUCUCAUUCAGUUACUUCAACAACAUUUUAUGUUGCAUGCCUUUUAUUUCUUAUUGGUUGGACCGAUUUCGGAUUUAAGGUAAAAGAUCUGUGCGCCUUAAGUGUCAUGAAUUACUACUAUGCUAGGCAAACACAGGGACGCGUGCCUUCAAUGAGCGCAAUUUCCUCCACACUUUCAAUCUGAAGCAAAGAAAAGCCAUUUAAUUGGAAAAUUAGAAGAACAUAAAAGUGUAUCUCUCCGCCUGGCCCAAUUAUAAGGUUUUUCUGCAAGAGAAUUUGUCUUAAAAAAGCUGUUAUUUUAUCAGAUAAAAUGCCAAUUUGCAUGCUCUAGGGGAAAAUAAAAAUGUUCGCCUUGACCAUUGCCCAAUGAUGUUUUGACGUUUGUUUUGGAUGUAUAUAUUUGUUUAAUUUUAUUUGAUAGAUUGUUUGGUAAUAAGCUGCGCUUCAACCUUAUACGAACUUAUACUUGGAUCAUGACCAGACCUUUAACUUGAGGGUCCUCUGUGAGUUCAUAUGUUCGCUCAUUCGGUUCUACUUAUUCUACGUCAUGAUUAAACCAUCAUUAAAUAGACAUAAACGGAUAACUUUCAACAAAUGAUUCUAUAAAUUAAUUUUUGAUCUAGUUUACUAGCCCUUUUCAUUUUGUGGCGGGAAAAUGGGUUUGUUUUGACAAAUUGCCUUCGGGUUUUUACAGCGAUGUUGUCUGUUUACUUUUUAGAGUUUUCUUACAAAAGAGAAUACGACUACCUUACUCUCUGAGAAGGAAAUCACUUUACAAUUCAUGCAGGAAAACUAAUCAGACAUAUCUCCUAUUCUGGCAUGUCAUGUUAUUUUUUCUGUAGGCGCAGACCAUUUAUAUAAUUAAUUUCGUGAUUUUUCAAUUAAAUGAGAUAUAUGUAUUUAAUGUCCUCAAAUCAUUGCUUGUUUAACAAACUUUAUUACAUGACAACAUAUUAAAACAUUUUUCUAAACAUUAAAUAUUUAAAUUUAAUAAUAAAAAUUACAUUUUAUUUUUAUAUUAGCUUAUUCUAAAUACAAUUAUUUAUAGGAAAUAAAAAUUAUUUAGUAACUCAAAAUAUAAAUCUAAAAAUACUUUAGUAGUAAUGACAACAAUGCCUACAAACAAACACUUCAAUUAUAAACAAAAAACAACAACAAAACGUAAAACAAGGUUUCUGGUUUAUUUUAUCGUCUUUCUUUCGAAAACUUCAUUCUAUUAUUGUUUUUGGCGGGGAAGUCCAAGGCACGAUUAUUACCAAUACAAUGAUGGUUAAAAUCUACAGCAAGGUGACAUCCAAAAACCUGCAUUGGACUUCUACUUUAUUUUCACAAAAAAAUUAAAGCUUUAAUCUUAAAUACGGUCCAUAAUAAAAACAAAACAAAGAAAAUACAGAAAACAAGGUCUAAGCAUGGAUGUAAUUCUUGAUAACUAAGUAAUUUGUCUUAAGAGAGGAUUGAGAGUUCGAGUAGAUGUAUAUAUGAUUAUAACAGUUAAUUUAAUAAAACAAACAAAACAAAACAAAAACUAUCAAAAUUACCUAGUUGUGUUAACAAAGAACAAACAAAAAAGAAAGAAAAGAACAAAACAACAGCAACAACAAAUGAAAAUCUAAACAAAUGAUAAUGCAAAUAACAAAUCCUUAUAAGUGUUAGACAAUUAAAAGUAAUGUGAAUGAAAGUAAAACAAAACAAACAAACAAAAGAAAACAAAACAUACAAAGAGAAAACAAAAAUCAUAAGAAAUCGACCUGAAAAUAAUUAUAUUAUUAUACUCUCCAUCAAAGGAGAGCGAACGAUAGCGAAUAGAAAGAGGAAAUAUGCUUCUAUUUGUUUAACAAAUAAAAAAAUAGGAUAAAGGACAAUGUCUGGAUGGAAAAAUUGAACAUACACACUAAAAUGCAAGUAUGCAUCAGCAAGCUUAAAAGCCGGAAAUGUCUGUUGUCAGUCUGUGUGUGUGUGUAUUGGAGUAUCCAUAAUAUCUCCGGAAAAAUGUUUUGAACGCUGUAUGUGUAUGACAGACACCACAUAACAAAGCCUAGCUUUGUAAGUUAACAAAAUAUAACAAUAAUAACAAAUUUCAUUUUAAGAUUGGGAUUUUUUCCGACCCAAGGCUUAAUUUCUAGUUAGAUAAAUUGUAAAUAAGAUUAUAUACUGAACUUGAUUAUACACAAUUGACAUUUUAAAAUAUAUGAAUAGCAGAUCGUUUGCAAUUUUUCCACAUGGAUAUAGAAAACCCAUGGCUGAAGAAGAAUACUAGUUUCAGUUACGAAAUAAACAAGUACAUCCAUGGCCAAUUUAUAAGGUACCCCUUCGAAGCUAGCUGACUACCACAUUUAAUGACAAAGUGUACUAUUGUGAUUGAAGUGGCAGAACAAAAGAUAAAGAAAUAGCCAACAAAAUGUAAAACAGAUUUUGAUAUUAAAUCAACCGUAAAUCGUGAUUACAACCGAUUUUUUAUCGUACAGGGCCUUUAAAUUAAAAAAAAAACUUAUCUAAAAUAUUUGUGUCUGGCGAGUAGCAUAUUUUUUUUAAAUAGAUGUGUGCGAUUAUUUUGAGCAAAGUGUUAUUCGAUGACCCAAAAGUCCAACAAAGAGAGAAUGAAGAGAGCAAUUUUCAUAGUUGAGUCACUUGCAAAAUCUGACAGGAAAAUAUUCUUAGUGAGAACCAUGGUAGAAAAAUACAUGUAGAUGCAUCAACGCUUGGCAACAUUGAUAUGCCAACAAUUUUAAAACGUUUUGACAAAAAUAAGUAGAUUUUUGUAUGUUUUCUUAUAGGACAUAAAUCUUAUAGUACGUUUAUAUAUAUGAGGGUUAACCCACUGGAUUUGGAUAUAAAUUGUCAUAUCCAUUACUUUUACUUCAAAUAAAUCCCCUCAAAAUAGGUUAACCGUACAAAAACUUCUAACGUAAACAUGGCAUUAGAUUGUUAUGAUAUGAAUUUUUCAAAAAUUUUUACAAAUAUCCAUAAUUUUUCAUUAAAAAUGUUCAAUUCUAAAAUUGCUUUGUAAAUUCAUUGUCCCAGCAGCGGUGUCGAUGCGAUUACCUGUAUUCUUCUAUCAUGGCAAGGGUGUUAAGUUGCAAGUACAUAAGAAGCUUGAAGUCAUGGCUAUGCAUAUUUUGUAACAUUUCAUAAAGGGAGUACAGAGCCGCACUAAAAUCCUGCCGUCAUUAUCCAUUAUAACUUGACUAUAAUAUGCCCAGCCUUGACUUCAAGCCUUUUAUGUACUUGCACCCUAAGUACACAAGAAGCUUGAAGUCAUGGCUAGGCAUAUUUUGGGGUAUUUCAUAAAGGGAUUACAUAGCCGCACUAAAAUUCUGCAGUCGUUUUCCUUAAAAUUUGACAUUAAUAUGCCUAGCCAUGACUUCAAGCUUUUUACGUACUUGCACCUUUAGAACUAUUGGUAACAUUAGGUUCGUUCGUUUACUUUCCCAGUAACAUUAAAAAUGGCCAAUAUCGGUCCAAACGACCUGAAUUUUAGCACAUCCGACCGAAUUCAGUCCAGAAGUAAGUACAUCAAAUUUGAAUAUCGAUUCAGAUAUAGCUAUAGCUCCCAUAUAUAUGUUUCAUCCGUACUUCACAAGAAUGAUGUUUGCUACCAGAUUUCAGAUGUAGCCCACAAAUACCUCUGUCAAAUUUUAUCAAGAUCGGAUUAGAUUUGGGUAUAGCUCCCAUACAUAUCUUUAUCCAAUAUAUGUUUUAUUAUGAACCAAAUGGCUAAUAUCAGUCCAAAUGAACUAAAUCUUGUCAACAACAAUGAUCUUUGGUACCAAACAUUAGAUAAAGCUCAGAAAGAAGUGCCUAACCUUUUAUCAAGAUCGGUUUAGAUUUGGAUAUAGCUCCCAUAUAUAUUUUUAUCCGAUUUCAGGUUUUUUCUGCACAAAAAGGCUAAUGGCAGUCUAAAUGACUUCAAAUUUGGUAAAAAUUGGUUCGGAUAUAGAUAUAGCUCCCAUAUAUAUUUUUCAUCCGAUUUCGUGUCCCUCACAUGCGUAAUAUGCAUUCCACAACAAUGAUAUUUGUUACCGGGCAUCAGAUACUGCUCGAAAAUACGGGAGCUCUACUAAAUACGCAUAGUGGCGUAGGGUAUUAUAUAGUCGGCCCCGCCCGACUUUUGACCUUUCCGUACUGGUUUUAGCUGCAUUUGACAUAAUUUCGCUCUCACUUACUGAACUUUUCGGUAUACGAACAGCUUCCAGUAAAAAUUUUUACAAACUAUCGAGUAAACGAACACACCUAAUAUGUCUGCUUGCUUUUUGCAAAUUUUACUCGUGAGAGAGAACUGUUAGUUAAUUGAAAAUGGACACCUCACAAUUAAUGAACGUUUUUUCAAUGGCAUAGCAUGACUGCAAUAUAAUAUAAAAUAUUAAAAAAUAAGUCAACAGUCGCGUUUGUGGAAGUCGCUACAGCUCUCCAAGCUUUUUCCUUAGCAAUCUUGUUGCGAUAUGUUUUUUUUUUGUCAAAAAGGCAAGAGUGAAUUCUAGUAAGAUAAGAGAGAGAGAGGGAGAAGAUAUUCGCUCUGAGAGAACUGUUUUGCCCAGAAAUAACGGGAACUAGUAAAUAUGUCUAGACUUGAUGGAAAUCCAUCAAAAUCAACAUUUCAGUAAAAAAGUGGUUAACGAGAACACCAUAUUUGAGCGUGUUCCCUUCGUUUUGCUUGUAAAUUUGACUAGAUUUUCAAAUGGGUUGAGUAAAAAAAAUUAAAACUAGUACAAUAUGCAAUUAUGAUUUCGAAUAUUUUAAAAUGUUUAAUUGUGUUAAUUGAAGGAAAGUACCCCAAUUUUAGCAAUAAAAAAUCAUAAUUCAAAAUAAGGGGACUAUGGGGAAAACUCAGCAAUAAUUUGGCCGAAUAGAAAAUUACCCAAACAGAAUGAACUAUUGACGGCUUAGCUUUGCAAUCCAGGGGCUUAAUUACGGUUCUAAAAAAUGUGAUAUGAGAACAAAUUUUACCAAAAAUAAAUAAAUAAAACAUUUCUCAUUACAAAUUUUUAUAGAAAAAGAAUCCUGGGGUCAGGCAAGGGAGCACAAAAAGCAAACGUAAAACUCAUGCAGCAAAAGAUCAUUCUGUUUCGGUCUAAUUGGCUUUUGAUUAAUCGAUUCGGAAAACAAAUUUGGUCGUUAAUGGCAUUUGAAUUGAUUAGCCGAAAUAAUAUUUUAAUUUCGUCUCCACUACAUGGUGUGAUAUUUUUUGUUUCUUGGGAAAUAUUAAAGCCGCUGUGAAUUAAGCCCGCCCAUUUCCUUCUUGUACAUAAAGGUAUGAAGACAUUUUUAAAAUGUCCUCGUUACAAACUAGAAAGAUAUUCAAAAUAAUAUGUUGGAGGGUAUAAAUAAUUCGGCUUAGUCGAAUAUGCAUAGCACUCUUAAUUGUUUUUAGUAAAAAUUACUAAUAAAAUAAAUUUAGAAUCUAAUGAUAUAUAAAUAUAUAUUUAAUUAUAGAAGAAACAAAAUAAAAACAACAAGAAGAGCAACAAAAUGUCCUAAAGUAACUGAAAAGAAAAAAAGAUAAAACAAAUUCACAUACAAAACAAAAGACAAAAGAAAGAAACAUGUAAAAGUCCUUCUAAUCUGUGUUUGUAUUCUAUGUUAAAUAAAUUGUAAUGAUGAUUAUGAAGAAAAUAAAUAGAAAAAAACAUAGCUGAAAUGUAAAAAACAAAACAAAACAAGAUGUAAGAAAUCCCCAAAAUAGGUAAACAACACGGUCCAUUGAGGUACAUGUAUUGGGUGUUUGUCAAACUCCUAGCCGCGUUGUUUUGGUAGGUUCGAAAAAGAAACAUAGAGCAAACGAACAAUAUUGAGAAGAUUAAACAGAGACAUUCGGAACAGAAGUGAAAUGAAGCCAAGUUGCAGGUGGAUUUUCUAUAUUUUAUCUUUUGUAAAAAAUAAAAAAUGUUUUUAUAUGGAUUAUAUUCAUGGAUGGCGCCCAAAUGCAUUUUAAAACGUUGGCCGUUUGGGAUAUCCGUCACCUGUUUUUGAAAAAUAUGCUCACUUCUUAAAGUUUGUCUAGAAUAUGAAUAGAAUAGCUAAAAACACUUUUAAAAGUAAUUAAUACGGUUCCUUAGGUGAUCCUCCUGGUCUACUGAGAAUGAAGUCGAGGGGGUUUAACAUGAUUCUCGCCUAAAUGGCUCUAAACAUGAUACACUAUUGCACCGGGGUUGCGAUACAAGCAGCCCUUAAAAAUUAACCAGUGUUCUCUUAGAUAGUGGAAACCCACACACAGCGUUCUAGUUCUAUUUCGCAGGUACUUAUUACAAGAUCAGCUACAUGGAUUUCAUUUCCCUCUUGGUUAGGGGUUGAGAACUAUCUUACACAUCUGCCGCACGUGGCUGAGAAUGCAACUCUACAUUAAGCCGAAACUCUUCCCGCGAUUUGGAUAUAAACCACAACCUCCACGUUGAAUCCAAAACAUAAGACUCUCCGUAGUCAGGCUAGAUCAGCAUAUCUAGGGGUUUUAGACUUCGCGGUGUCAGAAAAGUGUGUGGUCGAAACUACUACCAGUUAUUGUUUCAUACAACCCGGGACUACACGGGCACGAUCCGUAGUGGCAUUCUCUAACCCGUUUUCGAGUUACCGACAAAAAUUGUUAACUUUGAAACUCAAAAUUUUGAUAUAAAAAAAGAAGUUAAACAUUGGUAUCUAUCGGUACUUUUUAGAGACUACUUUCAUUUCGUCGCUAUCUUCAAAUUUCGUUAAUUACCGAAAUAAUAAACAUUUUAAUUUUACCGAAUUUUGUUGGUAACUAAAUAAAAUGGGUUAGAGAAUUACACUACAGGGAAUAGGAUGAAUGAAACACAAAAGUGUCACACUGAUAGAUAUGUGUAAUCACUACGUUUACAUGGACGUAGCAAGAUCACUGCGAAGAGCGAUGCCUUUUCACUUCUUCCUCUCCGCAAAACCUAUUUGGUUUGAAAGUGCACCCGAUAAAGAUCGUGAAGAUCUGUUACUAUGAGACUGAGGUUUGCAAUUUCCUGGAAUUCCUCACGACCUGCGUACCAGAAAAGACCUUCUGUGGCAAACAUACGCGCCUAGGAGUGUACAACCCCACAAAACAACAUAAAAAAGGCGCGUAUGUUUGGCUAACUGUAAACUGUCUACGACUGUAAAGCCCAACAUAAAAAUAUGACGACCUGCAUUAAACUAGCGAUCUUCAACAAGUUGACGCCAUACCUGCAAAUUUCCCAAGAUUAGCACGAUGAGAGCUAGUGGAUAGUGCACGACAUACAUCCCAUUGGACAUUCGAGAAUACAUGAACACAACACAUGCAGCCAAUCCUCGACUGGAGCGCCACACCUAGGGUUCUCCUAUGUAAAAAUGCAUUGAGAGGCCCAUGCCUGGUCAACAAAUAUCCCAUAUGAAGGCCAAAUCCAAAAUAGGGGUUAGUCGUGAAAGUUCACGUGCAUUUUCGCUCUCGUUUCAUCUAGAUUGCCAUCUACAGUGUUCGAAUUCACGCAGCUGCGCCUUGCUAUCAAUGGCACUGUCCAGAAUUUCUAUCGCCCAAUCUGUAGUGAUGAUCCCAAUCAGACCUCAGUAUUCGACGGACAUCCCAACUAUACUGCACAUCUUCUCUUUGACCAAAUGACGAAAUACAUUACUUCUGUUUGGGAGAGUGGAGGGUGCAUUGAACUAGUACAAUCCCUCCUAUUUCGAAUUUUCAUAAGAAUAAGGUAUUUGUUUCGGAAAAGAUGCUCUUGAAGACGAUGCUCUCUCAAUCAGACAUCCAUAAGAUACGUCUAUUUUGUGCUGUAAGCUCAUAGUUAAUGUAGAUGUAGCUAUUUGUAUGAGAAUUAACUAUCCCAUGGACUUGGUGUCUAGUCAGGUUUUCGGAAAAGAUGAUCUUGAAGGCAAUGCUCCCUCAGUCAGACAUCCAUAAGAUUCGUCUAUCUUGUGCUGUAAGCUCAUAGUUAAUGUAGAUGGAUCCAUGGUACAAUGAUAUCAAGGUAGGGCUAUGAUACCAUAUGAUUUUAAUUUUUUUAUUUUCUUGGCUUAAUAUGUCAUCUUUAUUUGUUUAUGUAGUGUUUUCUUUUCAAUAACAAAAAAAUUGUUCAGAAAAUAUUCAAAUUCGGAUGUUUUCAAAAUGUUUAUUUCAACGUAUGCAUCGACAAAAUCUAGAGUUUUUGUAGCGAAAUAAUCCUUUAGAGAUAUAUAGUACAUGAUUUUGAAAAGAAGUGCUGACCUUUCAUUCAGUUAUCGCGUUUUUCAAUUAUUUAAUUAAAAAUAAAUGCAACAAGUUGUUUGAUUUUUUAUUGUUUUGAUACUAAUUUUGACAUUACAAGCCAAACAGGUAGACCUCUAUACUUGCAAUUUUUUCAAAGUUGACCUACCUUCUCUUCAUUGUACCAUGGAUGGAUCUAUUUGUUGGACAAUUAUUGUUCCCAUCAGGUAUACACUUAUCGACUCGGUGUUUCAUAUAGUUUUUUCAUCAUCUCUUUUUUCUUAGGCACUGAAGAGAAUUCUGUAGUUUUCAUGUUCUCCGAUUUAAUUUAUGAGUUCUCAAUGUGAGAAUUGUUUACUUCGACACCCAGAGAAGCUGUAAUCUUUUUAACAACUCUCUCUCUCUCUGUCCCCAUUUCAAUAGCAUUUGCGUUGUUGAUUUCUGUGUUGCGUUUAAGCUUCUUUUUCUCCAACUUUUUAACUCUCAUUUCCAUUUCAAUUAUCUGUCAGCUCUUCUCUUUAUCUUUAUUUUGGACGUUUACGACCUGAGUAGAAAUAUCAGUUAAUUAAUAAAAUUAAUAAAAUUGAGCUCGAGGUCUUUGUUGUUUUUUUUUAUACUAUUUUUUUAUUAUUUUCGAUAUUUCGAUUUGUCAGAGAGGACAGCAACACAGGGUCGACGUCGUUACUUGGCGAAAUGUUGAAAAUUUUUGUUAUAUGUUAAAUAUUGUUCCUGAUGAUGUCUUCCUUCGGAGGACGAAAUUUCGAAAAUAAUAAAUAAAUAAUAUUUAAAAAGCAACAAAGACCUCGAGCUCAAUUUUAUUAAACUUACAUUGGAAUAAUUUAAAAUAAAGGUCGAAUAAAAUAACUAAAAAUCAGAAAAAUAUUAGUUAAUGUUUCAUUUAUUUAUUUUAGACUCUAAGUCAAGUUCUACAGUUUUUCUCUUGAUCGAUUUAAUUCGAUAUGAGUUCUCAAUGUGAGAAUCGUUUACUUUGACACCCAUAUACGUUGGAAUCUUUUAACAACCGUAUCUGCCUUCAUUUGGAUAGCAUUUGCGUUGUUGAUUUCUAUGUUGUGUUUAAUUAACUUUUGCUCCAACUUUUAACCUUCAUUUCCAUUUCAAUGUGAGAGUAAUUUACUUUGAUGCCUAUAGAAGCUGCAAUCUCUUAUAAAUCAGUCUCUGCCUCCAUUUCGACAGGAUUCGCGUUGUUUAUUUUUGUUGCAUUCAAUCAUCUUUUGCUCUCAGUUCUUCUCUUUAUCUUUACUUUGGAUGUCAAGGACAUCAGUAGAAAAAUUAGUUAAUGUUUCAUCUAUUUUGUUAUGAUGCUGUUGAAAUUGCAUUCAUGUUAAUGAUCUUUUGCUGCAUUUCUGUUUUCAGUUCGCCUAUGUCCGAUCUGAGCUCUUCGUUUUUAUUCAUACGGUUAGUUUGAGACUCAGGCAAUGCAUUAUUGUUGUUGGAGAUAAUGAAUUUUGAUCUCGUAUGUUGUCGUUGAGAUUACUACCACCAUUACCAACAUCAUCCUCUCUCGAUUUCUUCUGUUGCUGUUUAUGGACAUAUGUCUCCACCGGAAUUUGUUCUUCACUCGGAAUUUUAUGUGUCGUAAGGUGCUGCAGAUUUAUUUUGAUGCGUAUUUUGAUGAGUAUGUCCAGUGUAAAUGAAUGUUUCGUAUAUAUUGUUAGGUGAUUUUUGCUUAGCUUGCAAAUUUCACAUUUCCACUCCAAUUUUUUCAUCGUGCUCAUAGUUUUAAGUGGUCUCAGAGAGUACCGUGCAUGUUGAGAAGUAGAAUUUUUUGUCGCAGUUACGAUCUUUUCCUUAUAAUAUCAAUGAAGUUAAACAAAAACUUCAUUGCUGGAAGAACUUUUGAAAUAUUUUGCAACAGUCCGCGACAAUUUAAGACACUUCUGUUCACUUUGAAAGUCACAGCUGAACUGUGACAUUUACAUUUGUACGUUUACAUACAAAUUCUCUACCCGGAUUAAGGCUGAUAACUGACCAAUCACAUGAAAUAAAUAUAUAUUUAGUAUAGUCAGAUUUAUUCGGGUUCCUCAAUUAUUAGAGUUAACCCGGGUAGAUGAAACAAAAAAAAAAAAUACAAA